AUGCCAGGAGAGCAGGAUCUGGCCGAUGGCCGUCUGGAUCGGAAUAAUGACCUGAAUACAAUCCAAGAAAAUAGAAGCGAGCCACCGAGACCCCAAAACCAACAAAACGACAUGAGACAAGACAGACAGCGACCACCACUGCAGUAUCGCAGCACCGGAUCACAGCGAGCGUCCCGAUACUCUCAACUCAGACGACGGCAGACGAACCAGACCAGUCGGACAAACCAGACAAGUCAGACGAAUCAAACGAUUCCUUCUCUUGCCGGCCCACGAGAACCUGACCCUAGCUCGACAUACGUUCAUCCAGAAUAUCAUGACAUGAAUCCCGACUAUGGGAAGACGAAUGAAGAGCCGAUCUGGGGUUUAGCGAAACCCCUUCCGCGCGUGGUCCGACCAGGCAUGCGCCGCCAUGAUGGUGGUGGGACAACGUCUGCCUACCCAACAGGACAAAAGGGAGAGUCAGAACCAGUGCCUGAGUUGGAGGCCACUCCAGACCAGGGAGACGAGCACGGACAAGAUGGGCGGGCGACCUCUGAUCCUCGGUCGGGCACCAAUGAUGAUACAAUGGUACACCAGGAAAUGUCAAAUGCGGAUGCCCCCGACAGAGUCUCACGUCCAGUAGAAGACGAGGUGACGGAGGAUGGGGGUAAGCCAUACGGGGGCGAGGCGGAGCAUUUCAACAAGUGGUCUAGGGUGCGACACAGACUGCGAGAGCCAUUUGCUGAAUGGCUAGGGACUACAGUGGCAAUGCUAAUUGGAUUAUGUGCAACUCUGGCAAUUUCGACCGGUGGAGGUGAGGCAGGCAACAAGCUCGCUCUUUACUGGGCAUGGGGACUGGCUAUUACCGUGGGAAUCUAUAUUGCCGGUGGGGUCAGUGGUGGCCAUCUAAACCCAGCGAUUUCCAUUUCCCUAUGGAUUUAUCGAGGCUUUCCAGGUCGGCGAUGUAUCUAUUAUGUGGUUGCUCAAAUUCUGGGGGCUCUCACGGCCGGUGGACUUGCAUAUUGCAUAUAUCGCGAUUCGAUUUUCCACAGUGGUUCCAACAGCGGUUCCGGCAUCACAAUGGGUGCUACUGGUCUGGGCUUCUAUACCGAACCCCUGACGUACGUCCGCAAUGUGACGGCGUUCUUUAACGAAUUUGUCGCUGCCGCUAUUCUAAUUUGUACAAUCUUUGCCAUGGGUGACGACAGCAAUGCACCGCCCGGUGCGGGUAUGCACUCGUUCAUCAUUGGCCUGUUGAUCUUUGUGUUAGCAAUCGGCUUCGGUUAUAACACUGGUGGAUGUUUCAACCCAGCCAGAGAUCUUGGCCCUCGCCUGGUGGCUCUGAUGGCAGGAUAUGGUGGAAGCACGUUCACCGAACGAGGGGGUUGGUGGUUUUGGGGAGCUUGGCUGGCUACCAUCUCUGGUGCCCUAGUAGGAGGCGCAGUGUAUGACAUUUUCAUCUUUAUUGGUGGAGAGUCUCCGAUAAACUAUCCCCGUACUCGUCGCCGGAGAUCCAAGCUGAAGAAGGAAGCGAAGUGGAGGAGAAGGCUCAAUCUGGGGCGACAGAGGCUUCCUAGUAUUGAAGAAGCAAUAAAAGAGCUCGAGCAAUAA
Molecule: messenger RNA, 1590 nt
Organism: Aspergillus caelatus
Lineage: Eukaryota; Fungi; Ascomycota; Eurotiomycetes; Eurotiales; Aspergillaceae
Product: putative aquaglyceroporin
Exons: 3
Coding region: 1-1590 (529 amino acids)
Biological process (GO): glycerol transmembrane transport; water transport
Cellular component (GO): plasma membrane
Molecular function (GO): glycerol channel activity; water channel activity
Source: RefSeq, a predicted model, not a curated record